UUCGACAUAACGACGAGUUAUUUGGUGUGACGGAGUUGACUGAGCAGUCGACUUUUGAUGAAUUGAAGAGGGCUAUACAAGAACGUACCGGCAUUCCACCUAGGCAACAAGAACUAAAAUUUGGUUAUCCACCACGCGUCGCGUCAAUAAGUGGAACAGCCACUUUAUCCACUACAGGAAUCAAAAGUGGCGAUAUGAUCAUUUUGAAUGAGAUUUCUGCGGAACAUAAUGCGGCAGCGAUUACUAUUGAACUCGAGAAAAGAAAGUCUCGUGGAGAGGUUAUCUCUGUUGCUUCUGACCAUGGGGUUGUUGUGCUUAGGGAAAUGGAAAACGAUAAUUCUUGUCUCUUUCGUGCAAUUGGCAAUUAUGUGCUCGAGAGAUCAACCGGGUUGGCUCAAAGUUUACGACAAGUAAUAAUCGAUCACGUGCGAAACGAUCCCGAAACAUACCCGGACGUAUUUCUCGAGCGACCCCGUGGAGAAUACUGUAAUUGGAUUGCCCAGCAGAACAGUUGGGGUGGUGCUAUUGAACUCGCGAUAUUUUCGUCCCAUUAUAAAGUGGAAAUUCGAAGUGUUGAUGUGAAGACUGGGCGGAUUGAUCGAUAUGGUAUGGUGUCAAGGAAAAUACGAUCAAUGCGUGUAUUUGAUUUACAGCGGGAUCCGUACGUGAAAUUUUGGGAUUUCGGUGUAAUUAGAACAAAAAUACUAAAAAUAAUUUUUCUGUCAGAUUAUGAUGCAUUGGCAUUAACACCAUCAUUGGAAGCUAGUGAAGAAUACGAUCAGACAAUCUUCAAGCCUUCUGAGGAUUAUGUUAUUGGAUCUGCGAUUGCUAUUGCACGGAAGAUGAAACAGUUACACAAGUAUACGUAUACUGCUGAUUUCACAUUACGCUGUGGCCAGUGUGAUAAGGGAAUUAUAGGUGAGAAAGAAGCUACUCAACAUGCUCGAGAAACAGGCCACACCGAAUUUGCAGAAUACGCGUAA
Messenger RNA from Ambispora gerdemannii, 983 nucleotides. Lineage: Eukaryota; Fungi; Glomeromycota; Glomeromycetes; Archaeosporales; Ambisporaceae. The record is from the annotation of a GenBank genome assembly.